AUGCCGAAACACAAAAGCAAGUCAAAAGUGAAGCAUGGCCAAGCUCUUCAAAAUUAUUGGCAUUUGAGAAAUCAGAAAAAAUCCCAUUCAGAUAAUCUGGACAAAGAUCCGUCAACUGAAUCAUUACACUCAUCUACGACUAUUGAAGAAACUCACGAUCCGUUUGGUAUGGCAGGUGAUGAGGAGACUUCGUCGCCGGAUAUUACGCUUCCACAAGAUCACAUCUUACCGGAAUUAACUAUUGAAAAGAAUCAACCAGAGACAGAAAAAAGAAAUAUAUUUGGCAGACGAAUUGUUGAUAUACAAUACUUUUUUUCAAAAUUGCAAGAAAUCAGCAAUCAUAGCCCCUAUAACUGUGGAGUACAAAGUUUAAAAAUUGUUGGAGAGAAACGAGUUGGAUUGUCAUCCAAGUUGACUCUAGAGUGUUUAAUGUGUAAAGGAAAGUUUUUAUUAAAUAAUGUCCCAGGUGAUCUGGAAAUAAAUACAGAAGCAGUAGCGGGUUUGUCGAUGUGUAAAGAAAAGUAUAUUCUAAAUGUCUCCGGUGAUCUGGACAUAAAUACAGCUGCGGUUGCUGGUGCAGUUUCUGUUGGCAUAGGCUACUCACAAUUAGAGGAAUUACUAUCAGCGAUCGAUUUACCUAUGAUGACUGAGCCUCUGUACCAAAAACAGCACGAGUUUGUUUCUAACGCCUGGGAAAAAGCACUUGGUCAAUCCAUGCAAGAAGCUGCAGAAGAAGAAAAAAGAAUUUCUUUAGAAAAAGGUCGUGUGACCACUGAUGGCAUUCCUAUUAUAGAUGUUAUUGUUGAUGGAUGCUGGAGUAAGCGGUCUUAUAAAAAGAAUUACUCAGCACUUUCAGGAGCUGCUGCCAUAAUCGGAAGAGAAACGAAAAAAAAUUUGUUUCUCGGUGUUAAAAAUAAGUACUGCAGCAUAUGUGCACAAGAUUGUAACAAAAAUCAAACUCCAAGAGCUCAUCAGUGUUACAAAAAUUUCACGGGUGCAUCUACUGCCAUGGAAUCUGCGUGUAUGGUUUGA
Arctia plantaginis is the source of this 1032-nucleotide messenger RNA. The record is from the annotation of a GenBank genome assembly. Lineage: Eukaryota; Metazoa; Arthropoda; Insecta; Lepidoptera; Erebidae.